AUGGCAGUUUGGCGUGGUCGGGCCGGUGUUGGCAUGAGCUGUGUGCUGUCCACCUGUGCCUGCUCAUUCCCUCCUGCUGUUGCUGUUGAUGAUGUAUCAUGCAUUGCCACAAGGGGUGCCUGCCAGCCUGCACCUCCAUCUGCAGCAUGCCCUUUCUCUCACCUCCCGUUCUCCUCUCACCUCCCGUUCUCCUCUCACCUCCCGUUCUCCUCUCACCUCCCGUUCUCCUCUCACCUCCCGUUCUCCUCUCACCUCCCGUUCUCCUCUCACCUCCCGUUCUCCUCUCACCUCCCGUUCUCCUCUCACCUCCCGUUCUCCUCUCACCUCCCAUUCUCCUCUCACCUCCCGUUCUCCUCUCACAUCCCGUUCCCCUCUCACCUCCCAUUCUCCUCUCACCUCCCGUUCUCCUCUCACCUCCCAUUCUCCUCUCACCUCCCGUUCUCCUCUCACCUCCCAUUCUCCUCUCACCUCCCAUUCUCCUCUCACCUCCCAUUCUCCUCUCACCUCCCAUUCUCCUCUCACCUCCCGUUCUCCUCUCACCUCCCGUUCUCCUCUCACCUCCCGUUCUCCUCUCACCUCCCGUUCUCCUCUCACAUCCCGUUCUCCUCUCACCUCCCAUUCUCCUCUCACCUCCCGUUCUCCUCUCACCUCCCAUUCUCCUCUCACCUCCCGUUCUCCUCUCACCUCCCAUUCUCCUCUCACCUCCCAUUCUCCUCUCACCUCCCAUUCUCCUCUCACCUCCCAUUCUCCUCUCACCUCCCGUUCUCCUCUCACCUCCCGUUCUCCUCUCACCCCCCGUUCUCCUCUCACCUCCCGUUCUCUUCUCACCUCCCGUUCUCCUCUCACCUCCCGUUCUCCUCUCACCUCCCGUUCUCUUCUCACCUCCCGUUCUCCUCUCACCUCCCGUUCUCCUCUCACCUCCCGUUCUCCUCUCACCUCCCGUUCUCCUCUCACCUCCCGUUCUCCUCUCACCUCCCGUUCUCCUCUCACCUCCCGUUCUCCUCUCACCUCCCGUUCUCCUCUCACCUCCCAUUCUCCUCUCACCUCCCAUUCUCCUCUCACCUCCCAUUCUCCUCUCACCUCCCGUUCUCCUCUCACCUCCCGUUCUCCUCUCACCUCCCAUUCUCCUCUCACCUCCCGUUCUCCUCUCACCUCCCGUUCUCCUCUCACCUCCCGUUCUCCUCUCACCUCCCGUUCUCUUCUCACCUCCCGUUCUCCUCUCACCUCCCGUUCUCCUCUCACCUCCCGUUCUCCUCUCACCUCCCGUUCUCCUCUCACCUCCCGUUCUCCUCUCACCUCCCGUUCUCCUCUCACCUCCCGUUCUCCUCUCACCUCCCGUUCUCCUCUCACCUCCCGUUCUCCUCUCACCUCCCGUUCUCCUCUCACCUCCCGUUCUCCUCUCACCUCCCGUUCAUCUCUCUCCAUUUUCCUCCCACCAGGGACCUUGGUUACAACAGCAUCACGGGUACGAUUCCUCAAUCCAUCGGCGAGCUCACGAGCCUUAUUGAAUUCGUUUAUGGUGAGGGGAAGGUGAGAAUGGGGGAAUGUGAUGAGGGGAAGGUGAGAAUGGGGGAAUGUGAUGAGGGGAAGGUGAGAAUGGGGGAAAGUGAUGGGGGGAAGGUGAGAAUGGGGGAAAGUGAUGGAGGGAAGGUGAGAAUGGGGAAAAGUGAUGGGCGGAAGGUGCGAAUGGGGGAAAGUGAUGGGGGGAAGGUGGGAAUGGGGGAAAGUGAUGGGGGGAAGGUGGGAAUGGAUGGGGGAAAGUGA
Closterium sp. Naga37s-1 is the source of this 1764-nucleotide messenger RNA. Lineage: Eukaryota; Viridiplantae; Streptophyta; Zygnematophyceae; Desmidiales; Closteriaceae. The record is from the annotation of a GenBank genome assembly.